This is a messenger RNA of Thalassophryne amazonica, 4325 nucleotides long. RefSeq names its product aldehyde oxidase 6 (gene aox6). The transcript is spliced from 34 exons. Bases 53 to 3976 code for a protein of 1307 amino acids. NCBI's taxonomy places the organism in Eukaryota, Metazoa, Chordata, Actinopteri, Batrachoidiformes, Batrachoididae. The record is from RefSeq and is a predicted model, not a curated record. Gene Ontology annotation, molecular function: oxidoreductase activity; 2 iron, 2 sulfur cluster binding; iron ion binding.
GCUUUUUUUUUUUUUUAAUCAGGUAACGGAGGAUCAUGCCGACCCUGAAACGAUGCUCCUGUCCUUCCUCAGGGAAAAGUUGAGGUUAACCGGAGCCAAGUCCGGCUGUGGCGGCGGAGGCUGCGGGGCGUGCACGGUUAUGUUGUCCCGUUACCAGCGUGGCAACAAAACCAUUGUCCAUCGUUCUGUCAACGCCUGCCUCCUGCCAAUAUGUCAUCUCCACGGCGCCGCCAUCACCACCACAGAGGGCAUCGGCAGCACCAAGGCCAGGAUCCACCCCGUACAGGAGCGAAUCGCCAAAGCUCACGGCUCCCAGUGUGGCUUCUGCACUCCGGGGAUGGUGAUGUCCAUUUACACGCUGCUGAGGAACAAACCUCAACCCACCAUGGACGACAUCACUCAGGCCCUGGCGGGUAAUCUGUGUCGCUGCACUGGUUAUCGGCCCAUUAUCGACGGCUGCAGGACCUUCUGUCAGCAGGAAAACAACUGCUGCCAAAUUAAUGGAAACGGGAACUGUUGCCUGAACAAAGAAGAAAAAACUGAACCAGAACCUAGAACGCCGAAGUUGUUCGACGAGGCGGAUUUUCUGCCUCUGGAUCCGAGUCAGGAGCUGAUCUUCCCACCAGAGCUGAUCCUGAUGGCCGAGGGCGUCAGUCAGCAGGCGCUGGUGUUCCGUGGGGAGAGGACAACCUGGGUGUCCCCGGCCUCACUGGAGGAGUUGGUCCAGCUGAAGAACAGACACCCGGAGGCUCCGCUGGUGAUGGGCAACACCAACAUAGGUCCAGAGAUAAAGUUCAAAGGCGUCAUGCAUCCUCUGAUCAUAUCUCCGUCCAGAGUCCUGGAGCUGUUUGAGGUCAUUGACACGCCGUGCGGAGUUUGGAUUGGAGUGGGCUACAGCCUGUCUGAGGUUCAGUCGGUCUUGGAGAACCGGAUCCACCAGCUUCCAGAGGAGAAGACGGAGCUGUUCCGAGCCCUGAUCCAGCAGCUGCUGAACCUGGGGAGCCUGCAGAUCAGAAACGUUGCUUCUCUUGGAGGAAACAUCGCGAGUGCAUACCCGAACUCCGACCUGAAUCCGGUUCUGGCUGCAGGAAACUGUAAAGUGAGCGUCGUAUCACACCCAGUAGGAAGACGAGAGGUUCCCGUCAAUCAAGACUUCUUCGUCAGCUUUGGAAAGACCAUCUUGAAGCCAGACGAGAUUCUCGUGUCAGUCUUUAUUCCCUUCUCCAGAAAGGGGGAGUUUGUUCGUGCAUUCCGCCACGCACCCAGAAAGGAAAGCGCCUUUGCCACGGUGAAUACGGGGAUGAGGGUGUUUUUUGGCGAGGGAUCCAGAGUGGUGCAAGACAUCAGUAUUUAUUAUGGCGGUGUGGGAGCGACCACCGCGAACGCUGCCAAAACCUGUCAGGCCAUUGUUACAAGGCUGUGGGAUGAGGAGACCCUCAGUCGGGCCUACGAUGUCCUGCUGGAGGAGUUGGCUCUUCCUCCUUCAGCUCCUGGGGGAAAAGUGGUGUUCCGUCGCUCCCUGACUCUCAGCUUCCUCUUCAAAUUUAACCUGGAGGUCCUGCAGAAGCUCAGAGAAAUGAAUGUGAUCACAGAGGAGCUGCCUGAGGCAGCGUGGAUCCAACCAUUACCCAGAGAGAUCCAACCUGGCCUGCAGGACUUCCAGCGCGUGUCGGAGGACCAGCACCAUCAUGACCCCGUGGGACGUCCCAUCAUGCAUCGCUCUGCGCUCAGCCAGGCUACAGGCGAGGCAGUGUACUGCGACGACCUCCCCAAAAUAGACGGCGAGCUUUUCCUCGCAUUGGUGACCAGUUCCCGGCCGCACGCUAAAAUAACGGGGCUGGAUGUGAGUGCCGCGCUGCAGGUUUCAGGUGUUGUUGACAUUGUCACAGCCACAGAUAUUCCUGGAACAAAAGUCCAGCGGAUGUUCAAUUAUGACGAGGAGCUGCUCGCUGACACGGAGGUGUCAUGUGUUGGUCAGAUGAUCUGUGCGGUGCUCGCUGAUACCAAAGCUCACGCCAAACGAGGCGCCGCAGCUGUGAAAGUCAGCUACGAAGACCUGCCAGACCCGAUUUUCACCGCAGAGGAAGCGAUUAAGAAGUCGUCUUUUUUUCAGCCUCGGCGGAUCCUCGAACGAGGAAAUGUGACUGAAGCCUUUCAGGCCGUCGAUCACAUUCAUGAAGGUGAGGUUCGUCUCGGAGGUCAGGAGCAUUUCUACAUGGAGACCCAAAGCAUGCUGGUCGUACCUGUUGGUGAGGAGAAGGAGUUAAACGUUUACGUCUCCACUCAGUGGCCCACGCAUGUCCAGGAGGCGGUUGCAAAGACGCUGGAUAUUCCAUCCAAUAGAGUCACGUGUCAUGUCAAACGGGUGGGCGGAGCUUUUGGUGGUAAAAUCAUUAAAACAUCGAUUCUGGCUUCUAUCACUGCUGUGGCUGCUUUGAAGACUAACCGAGCUGUUCGCUGCAUACUCGAACGAGGUGACGACAUGCUGAUCACAGGAGGUCGUCAUCCGGUACUGGGAAAAUACAAGGUUGGCUUCAUGACUGACGGAAGGAUCCUGGCUGCAGAUAUCCAGUAUUACACCAAUGCUGGCAACUUUAUGGAUGAAUCUCUUCUGGUAAUUGAGAAAAUUCUUCUUCACAUGGACAACGCCUACAACAUCCCCCACCUUUGUGGUCGCAGCGCCGCCUGCAGAACCAACCUGCCCUCAAACACAGCAUUCAGGGGUUUUGGCGUUCCUCAGAGCUUGUUUGUUGUGGAGAACAUGAUCAAUGAUGUGGCCAUGGUGCUGAGACGCCCUGCAGACCAGGUUCAGGAGAUCAACAUGUACAAAGGGCCGUCACUCACCCACUACAAGCUUGAAUUUGAUGCGGAGAACUUGCUGCACUGCUGGGAGGAAUGCAAAACCAAGGCCAACUAUAACUCUCGGCGUGACGACAUUGACCAGUUUAACCGUCAGAACCGCUGGAAGAAGAGAGGGAUAUCCAUCAUCCCCAUUAAAUUCGGCAUUGGGUUUGCAGAGACCUUUUUAAAUCAGGGUGCUGCUCUGGUUCACAUCUACAAAGAUGGUUCUGUUCUGCUCACUCACGGUGGCACGGAGGUGGGUCAAGGAAUCCACACUAAAAUGCAACAGGUGGUGAGCCGGGAGCUUCAUAUCCCAUCCUCCAAAAUCUACAUCAGUGAAACCAGCACCAACACAGUUCCAAAUGCUUGUCCAUCUGCUGCCUCCUUUGGCACAGACGCUAACGGCAUGGCAGUGAAGGAUGCGUGUCAGACACUCUAUCAGCGCCUGGAACCAAUCAGGCAGAAGAACCCCAAAGGCUCAUGGGAAUGUUGGGUGAACGAUGCAUAUUCCCAAUGCAUCAGUUUGUCUGCGACUGGAUUCUACAGAGGUUAUGACACGUACAUGGACUGGGACCAGAUGACGGGUCGGCCUUAUGCGUACUUCGUGUACGGCGUGUGCUGCAGCGAGGUGGAGCUGGACGUCCUGACGGGAGACUACAGGUCGCUGAGGACAGACAUCAUGAUGGACAUCGGGAAAACCUUGAACCCGUGUGUGGACAUCGGCCAGAUUGAAGGUGCGUUCAUGCAGGGUUUGGGUCUCUACACUCUGGAGGAGUUGAAGUUUUCUUCUUCAGGGAUUCUGUACACUCGAGGUCCAUCGCAGUACAAGAUCCCGGCUGUUUGUGACGUGCCGCUUCGCUUUAAUGUCUACCUGCUGCCAGACUCCCAGAACCCCAACACCAUCUACUCCUCUAAGGGAAUCGGAGAACCGUCACUCUUCUUGGGCAGUUCCAUCUUCUUUGCCAUCAAAGACGCCGUGGCCGCGGCUCGCUCCGAUUCCGGUCUGGUUGGUCCCUUUUCCUUCAACAGUCCUGCAACAGCUGAAAGAAUUUGUCUGGCCUGUUCCUCCCCGUUCACGCAGAAGAUUCCGAUCAGCAAACCGGGAUCAUUUAAACCGUGGGCCCUCGACAUCUAACACAUUUUCACCAAUUUGUAACUAUAUUUAUGCAAGUUAUCAUGUAACAAACACAGAAACUACAUAAGUACUCCAAUUACACACUAAACAAGCACGUUACAGCUUAAAUUUUAACGUACAAAUCAGAAUUUGAUGUUUUUUUUCCACAAACUCUGUCUUCUAACCACCUUUUUUUUUCCUCAAAUGCUUUAUGACAUCAUUAACAUACAGAAAUCGUUUUCUGUUGUUGUCUGGUAGGGCCCUGUCCCACUGGGGAGAGGAUCAAUUGCACAUGAAUUGAGUACACAAAUUACAGGCAUUCGUGGUCGUCUGCAACAAAAAUGGCCGAAAAUGACAAAUGUCCCAGUAU